AUGGAGCAUUCUCUCAGUUUUUCUAGAGUUCGAGGCCAAGGUUACGACGGUGCUAGUAAUAUGCAAGGUGCAAUUAAUGGCCUUAAAACUUUAAUUCUAAAUGAAUCUCCAUCUGCACAUUGUGUUCAUUGUUUUACUCACCAACUUCAAUUGACACUUGUUGCCGUCGCAAAGAAAAAUGCUGAUUGUGAACUUGAAUCUGGAAGUGGCUUAAAUCAAGAGCUUAGUCUGAGUAGACCUGGUGAUACUCGUUGGGGUUCUCAUUUUAAAACAAUUUUGAAUGUGCUUAAUUUAUACCCAACAAUUCUUGAGUCACUUGAUGCCAUUGGAGAUGUUUCUGAUAGUGUUGACCGGAAUCGAGCUGAGUCACUUACACACUUGCUGAUGUCAUUUGAUUUUAUUUUUGUGGCACAUUUGAUGAAGAGUAUAUUUGCGAUUACAAAUGAGUUGAACCUAGCUUUACAAAGAAGUGAUCAAGAUAUAGUGAACGCAAUGAAAAUGGUUGACGUGACUAAGAUCAAUUUGCAGAACUUGAGAAAUGAUGGAUGGGAUAUUCACAUGAGCAAAGUCACUUUGUUUGCGAUUAAAUAUGGCAUUGAGACUCCUGAUAUGGAGGAAAAGUAUGUUCUCCCUGACAGAAGGAAGUUUCAUGGAAAUAGAUCACAAGUGACAAAUCUUCAUCAUUUUCGAGUUGAAGUUUUUCUAAGUGUCAUUGAUCUACAGUUACAAGAACUUGAAAAUAGGUUCAAUGAGGUAAGCAAAGAAUUACUUGUUUGUAUGUCUUCUUUCAAUCCCGCGAACCAGUUUUCCGCAUUUGACAUAGCAAAGUUGACACGACUAGCAGAAUUUUAUCCUACUGAAUUUUCAACUGUUGAACUUUCUUUUAUGGAAGAUUCACUUCAAAAUUUCAUUGUUGACAUUCGAAGCGAUGGGAGAUUUUCAAUGUUGAAGAACCUUAUCGAGCUUUCCAUGAAACUUGUUGAGACAGGAAAACAUGAAACACAUUCAAGAGUAUAUCUGCUUCUAAAGUUAGUGUUGCUCCUUCCUGUGGCGACAGCAAGUGUCGAAAGGGUAUUUUCAGGAAUGAACACAAUAAAAAGUAAAUUGCGUAGUACUAUGGGAGAUCAAUUACUCAAUGAUUGUUUGGUUACUUAUAUAGAGAAAGACUUAUUUCUGAAAGUAAGACUCGAUGAUAUUGUAGCUCAAUUCCAAAAUAUGAAGACUCGGCGAGAACAAUUGUAA
Molecule: messenger RNA, 1242 nt
Organism: Beta vulgaris subsp. vulgaris (sugar beet)
Lineage: Eukaryota; Viridiplantae; Streptophyta; Magnoliopsida; Caryophyllales; Amaranthaceae
Exons: 2
Coding region: 1-1242 (413 amino acids)
Molecular function (GO): protein dimerization activity
Source: RefSeq, a predicted model, not a curated record